Messenger RNA from Populus euphratica (Euphrates poplar), 1104 nucleotides. Its product is annotated as B3 domain-containing protein LOC_Os12g40080-like. NCBI's taxonomy places the organism in Eukaryota, Viridiplantae, Streptophyta, Magnoliopsida, Malpighiales, Salicaceae. The record is from RefSeq and is a predicted model, not a curated record. The transcript is spliced from 7 exons. The coding region runs from base 1 to 1104 and encodes 367 amino acids. Gene Ontology annotation, molecular function: DNA binding.
AUGACGGAUGGUGAUGAGGAGCCUGACCUUGAGGGAGAAUUUCAACAGCCUAGGACAGAAGAAACUGAUGAUGAUGCCUCUGUUGAAAUCUUGGAUGAUUUCCCUUCAUACCACAAAACAAAUGAGAAAUCCUCCGCAACAUGUCCUGAGCCUCAGAAGAGAACGAGAACCAAUUUUGCUACUUACGAUGGUUGGUAUUUCUCAACUGGAGGUUUUAAUUUUGCAGCAGCGAGAGGGAACAGAGUCUUGCCUAGCCAGAAAAAAAGGUUAAAAGGGGUUAACCGGGCACAAUCAUUGACAGCUGAUGAAAAAGCUGCUACUUUUGAAAGAGCCAGUGCUGCUUUAAAACCUGAAAGUCCAUUUUCCAUGGUUGCCAUGCAGCCAUCAUAUGUUUAUCCUGGAUGUAGAUUGCCUAUACCAAAAAGCUUUGCUCAGAAAUAUUUCAAGAAUGAUCAUGGUGAUGCUGUCCUCUGUGUUUUGGAUGGGAGAACUUGGCCUGUUAAGUGCUUUGUCUGCCCAGGUAAUGGGAAAGCCAAGACACAAAUCAGCAGUGGCUGGAACAAAUUUACGUUGGACAAUUAUUUGGAAGUUGGUGAUGUUUGCGUCUUUGAACUGACUAAAUGCAUUGAAAUGUCAUUCAAAGUAAUCAUUGUCAGAGCAAAUAAAGAUGAAAGCCAUCACUUGGCUGUAGCCACCCAAGUCAAACCCAAAAGAAGCGUGCUGAUUGAUAUUGAUCCUGAGUUCCCUAGAGAUGGAGAAGAUGGCACGUCAAAUGCUGGAAGCGGUUUGAAGACAAAAAGAUUGGCUCCACUUUCUGCAAUUGAAAAAGAAAAGGCUGUUCGCAGAGCUCAUGCUUUCAAAUCUGAGAACCCCUUUUUUGUCAUAGCCAUACAACCAGCAUAUGUUUGCAGUGGAGCUAAUAUGUUGGAAGCUGAAAAAAAACAUUCCUGUUCUUAUAACUGGAUGGAGUUUGCACGGGACAAUAAUUUGGAAGUCGGUGAUGUCUGUGUGUUUGAGCUGAUCAAGGCAACUGAACUUGGAAUGAAUGUUGUUAUUCUCCGUGCUGAAGAUCAUAGCAAAGGUGGUUAUUACUGCAUAUCUUAA